CAAACAGACGGAGACAUCGAAUUGCGAUUUACUCCGUGGUGGACGAGUCCUGGGGUAAAUGCCCGUGGUUUUGCCGCACCCACCCAGACCCAUGUGUACCCUCCUCUUAUCCGGAUGCCCACCACCACCGCCUGAGCACCCAAACAGCCCAGGAUGACGAUGACCUACAGCGAUUUCAUGUACGGCGAUGGUAGCCUCAAGGCUCGUGCAAGCUCAACCAGCCCUGCAGCGUCCACUGCACUGCCCACCGAGAUCCUCCUGGCCAUCUUCCACGGCCUCUCUCCCGUAGGACUCGCCUCUGUCGCCCGCGUCUGCCAGCCAUGGCGCGCUGUCGCAGAGUGGCUGCUCUACACACACGUCUCUGUUGUCGAGACGCUCACAGCCGCGUCGCCCUUCCCCUAUCGCACGCUCCGCUGCUGCCAGACACUCCUCGCCCACCCAGCCCUCGCGGGCGCCGUGCGCCGUCUCCACGUCCGCUGGACGUUCGAACAUGCCGGACACCCAGGCGAGCACGCCGCGCACGGACCACCCCCGCUCAGCGUCGCACUCGCCGCGCUCUCAGACACGCUCGGAUCCGGCGCUGCACCUGGCACAAGCAACACAGGCAGCGUCAUGGCAGCGCUGGAGGCGCUCGACUUGCACCUCGGCCUGCCCCACCUCUCCGAUCACAGCACCCCGUUUCCAUCACCCGCAUUCCUCUUCCCGCCCCACUCGACCCACCCGCACCUCCGCCAGCUCUCGCUCAGCGGCCUCGGCCACCCCGCACACGCCGCUUAUCUCCCCGCCUUCCUCGCGCGCGUGCCCUCCGUCGUACACCUCCGCCUCUCGGACUCGCGCGACCCGCUCCCGCUGCCCGCCGGUGCCCUCCCGCUCCUCGCGUCCUUCUGCGGCGCCCCGCGCGCGGCAGCGAGCGUGCUCCCCGGAAGACCGGUGUCUGCGCUCGCGCUCGUGGGGCAGGACUACGUCACGGAGUGCGAUCUGGCGAGCAUGGCGCGCGCGGGGGCGCGCCUCGCGAGUCUGGAUCUGAGCGCGAUGAGCGUCACCCCGAUUCUGCUCAGGAACGUGUCGAGGGCGCUUGGGCAUGGUGUGGAGACACUGAGAGUAAGGCUUGCGUUGAGGCAUACGCUGCAUUUUGCGUUGUCUGGAAUUAGGCUCUUGACCGCGCUCUCGCAUCUCCUCGGCACAUUCGACAGGCUCACGACGCUCGAUCUGAGCCCGACGCACAUCGACUACGUCGGGCUGAGCAACAACGCCGAGGAACACGCGCUCUGCGAAGUGUGGCGCGCCGCGUGCCCGUCCCUCAGGUGCAUCGUGUUUCCCUCCCAAACGCAGUGGAAGUACUGCGAGCCGGAUCAGGGGACACUCGUGAGGACGUCCUAUGGCGGCCAAGGCACAGGUGGCUGGAUGCCCUUUUUCGCCGAAGGUGCACGCAGACGACCGACGUUUUACCCAUCUAGGAAACCCCUCCACGGCGUUGACCCAGCGCUCUGAGGUUUCGCCGCCUCCGCCGCUCUGUAACGCCACUUUACGUUUUCAAUACGCCAGCUUUGUACAAACUAGUAUUCUCAAAUCCAAAUCCAAAGUCAAGAUACGCCCUGCCAAGCACGCAAAACACAUCGAGCAACUACAUUCAUAAACGCCGUCACAGUCAUCCUCACCUCCCCUCCCCCCACACCGCUCUCAGCCCCCGUGAC
Messenger RNA from Coniophora puteana RWD-64-598 SS2, 1694 nucleotides. RefSeq lists its product as uncharacterized. The record is from RefSeq and is a predicted model, not a curated record. NCBI's taxonomy places the organism in Eukaryota, Fungi, Basidiomycota, Agaricomycetes, Boletales, Coniophoraceae. Gene Ontology annotation, molecular function: protein binding. Bases 154 to 1491 code for a protein of 445 amino acids. The transcript is spliced from 3 exons.